AUGUGUGGAGGCGGGAGGCGGAGGCGGAGGCGGGGAAGCGACCCGGGAUACAGAAUCAAAAACAAGAACCCCACACAAAGUUGUGGGGAAUUAUGGAAACACCAUGCUUAUGGGACAAGAUUUCAAAGUCCUUUGCGGAAGCUAUGUAACCUGCCAGUCAACCAUGCAUGGUUGAUCAGGAAUUUGCAGAAGAAGCUUGUGCAGAAAGACAAGGAGAUUGCUGAGACGAAUGGGAGAGAGAAUCACAAGGCCUCGUUGAUCAGGGAUUUGCAGAAGCAGCUUGCGCACAAACAGCAGGAGACCGCUGACACGAUUAAGGACAUUGUUGAGACGAAUGAGAGAGAGAAUCACAAUGUCUUGCUGAUCAGGGAUUUGCAGGAGAAGCUGGCACAGAAAGAGAAGGAGACGAAUGAGAGAGAGAAUCACAAGGCCUCCUUGAUCAGGGAUUUGCAGAAGCAGGAUUUCGAGAAAGGCAAUGAUGAGCUCGCACAGCGAAUUCAUUUACAGCCGCAGGUUGAUGGGGAGACUUGGCAAUUUCGAGGUGACAGCAGAGAGUGGAUCUCGUUCCCCGACUGUCCGAACAAAGAACUCAUGGCCAAAUUUCGAGAAGGCCAUGAGUGUUUCAAGAUUGUCAUAGAUGGUAGAACCUACGAAAUCGACUUCAACAAGUUCUCCCAGAAGAACGUGCGCACCAAAAAGGAGCGAGAGAUCCGCUGCUUCGUCGACCUUCCAAGCCAUUGGCAAAUGACCACCGAAGAUGCGUUGAAGUCGAAGUUUCUCAAGGAUAGUCUGCAGAUACCACCUCUCAAUUCUAGUUUUCUGCAGCAACCGCCGGCUGCCGCUGGGGUGCUCCCCCCACAGAGAUCUCCCAACUUUGUGCAGCUGCAUGCAGUGACUGAUCAAGAUAUGAAGUCAAAAGUAGCAAACCUGCUGAACAGAUCACUUUCCCGCAAUGAUGGAAGCCAUUGCGGCUGCCUUCAUGGAAGCUCAAAUUUUGUUGUCGCAGAAGCUUACCAGGUCAACAAUCUUCAUUUGUGGCGACGGUACCAACGAUGUGUGAGAUCCAUUCAGGACAAACAUAAGCUGCAUGGAAUCUUCCCUGAAAGCAUCAGUCCGUCAGUGGGCAAAGCCUUGACUGAGUUUGCCCGGGAUCUCACUGUUGACCUCGCUGGCAAUGAGCGGCUUCUGUUGCAUGGAACUCGAGAUUUUGAUCUUGCGAGAGCCAUUGCAACAGAAGGUUUCGACAAUCGGGUGGCUCGGGAUGGCCUUUUCGGAAGGGGAACCUACUUCGCAGCCCAGACCUGCAAGAGCGCUCAGUAUGCCACUGAAGAUGGGUGGAAGAAGAUAGCAUCACCGCAGAUGGUGGGAACAAUGCUCAUUGCCCGUGUGGCAAUCGGGGACCCUUUCUACACACCAGAGCCAUGUCCUGCAGACUUGUCAAGACCUCCAGAGAAGAAUGGUGUGCGCGCUGACUCCAUAAUUGCACGACCUGGCAUUCCGAAUGGUCAGCCUGCUGGAGUCCAGAGCCACAUGGAGGUUGUGACCUUUGACCCGGGACAGGCCUAUCCCGAGUUCAUUGCUUUCUCAACGGAACGGCUGUGGUUUGUAGAUGAUUAUGACAUUCUCAUCACCCGGAAGGAACCCAUUCGCUGUUUCAUGUCGUUGCUGGAGCAAUGCCCGGCCAAAGUUGCAGAAAGCGACUGGGAGGUAAAGGCGCCCAGUCAGCGCCUCCAUGAGGUAUUCUUCCAUUGCUGUAGAGUCCGUAUGCCUUUAGGGGUCAUUGUUGAAAAGUACCCUGGCUUGAUUGCUCCAAGUUUGCUUGGACUUCUUGGCGUGUUAGUUGUUUUUUUUGCGCACUACGAGAAGAAAAUCAAGGCUCUUCAGAGUCACCUGCUUGAGGCCAAAGAAAAGAUUGUGCAGAAAGACAAUCAAAAGGACUCGUUGAUCAAGGAUUUGAAGAACCAGCUUGAGCAGAAAGACAAUGAAAAUGCCUUCCUCAUCAAGGCGGAAGAAGAGAUGGCGCAGAAAGAGUUCGAAAAGGCCUUGUUGGUCAGGGAUUUGCAAAACCAGCUUGAGCAGAAAGGGAAAGAAAAUUCCUCCCUCAUCAAGGCCAAAGAAGAGAUUGCGCAGAAAGAGAAUGAAAAGGCUUUGUUGGUCAGGGAUUUGCAGAAGCAGCUUGCACGGACGGAAAAGGAGUUUGUGGAGAAAGCGAAUGAACAUGCCUCAUUGGUCAGAGACUUCGAGAAGGAGCUUGCACAACAAGUCAAUGAUGAGCUUGUGCAGCGGAUUUACUCACAGCCGCAGGUUGAUGGGGAGACUUGGCAAUUUCAAGGCGACAGCGGCGAGUGGGUCUCGUUCCCAGAUUACGCGAACAAGGUGUUGAUGGUGAAAUUGAGAGAAGGCCAUGAGAUGUGCGAUAUUGUCAUAGAUGGAAAGACUUACGAAAUCGACUUCAAGAAGUCCUCUCAGAUGAACCAACGUACCAAAAAGGAACGGAUAAUUCUCUGUUUCUUCGACUUCCCGUCGCAUUGGCAGAUGACGAACAAAGAUGCGUUGAAGCUUCUCAAAGAAAGUCUGCAGGCACCUCCCUUGAAUGGUCUGCAGCAGUUCUCGUGGCAACGGCUGCUGGGCCGCAGCGCAAAUAGAUCUCCCACUUUUGUGCAACCACUGUUUCCCGUCACUGACCAAGAUGUGAAGUUGCGGCUGGGAGAGUUGCUGAACAAAUCACUUUCCCGCCAUGAUGGGGGCCAAUGCACCUGCCUCCACGGAAGCUCAAACUUCGUUGUCACAGAAGCGUACCAGGAGAUCAAUCCAUCAGUGAGCGAAGCAUUGAUUGAUUUUGCCCGGGAGCUCAAGGUCGACCUCGCUGGCAAUGAGCGGCUUCUGCCGCAUGGGACGCCAGAUUUUGAUCGUGCGAAAGGUAUUGCAACAGAAGGUUUCGACAAUCGGGUGGCUCGGAAUGGCCUUUUCGGAAAGGGAACCUACUUCGCAGCCCAGACCUGCAAGAGCGCCCAGUAUGCCACCCCAGAUGGAAUGAAAAGCAAAGCAUCACCGCAGAUGGUGGGGACCAUGCUCAUUGCCCGUGUGGCAAUCGGAGAUCCUUACUACGCGCCGCGCGGAUGUCCAGACCUGUCACGACCUCCAGAAAAGAAUGGCGUGCGAGCUGAUUCCAUCAUUGCAAAACCUGGCAUUCCAAACGGUCAGCCUGCUGGAGUCCAGAGCCACAUGGAGGUUGUGACCUUUGACCCGGCGCAGGCCUAUCCCGAGUUCAUCGUCAGGUUUAUGGAGGAGUGA
This is a messenger RNA of Cladocopium goreaui, 3294 nucleotides long. The record is from the annotation of a GenBank genome assembly. Lineage: Eukaryota; Dinophyceae; Suessiales; Symbiodiniaceae.